UAAAUGAAUAUUUAAAAAAAACAAAAUGGCUUCCUACAUGCGAUAUUCGUGCACACGUGGUUAUGACAGAUUUGGUAUUGCAUGUAUACGUUUAUAAUAGUUUAGAUUUAUUAUACAACUUGUGACAAUCUUUUUUACUAAGAAAACUGAAUUUCUUCCUAUCUUUGUUAUUUUGUAUGUAAAUAACAGCCAUAAUGGCAACAGUAUUAAAAGAGGAAGGAAUUGAUGAAAAACAGGACAAUAAAUUUAAUGAAAUUGUACCAGAUAUAGAUCUUUGUAAAAAAUGUGGUAAUCAGUGUAACUCGUACACUAAACCAGCUCUACGUUGUAAUGGUGAUUGCGCUAGGAAAAUUCAUAUCGAGUGCCUUCAAAGAGGAAGCGUUCCAGUGUCUUUUGUUGGAGAUGUCUUUUUUGUACUACAUUGUACUGAAUGCAGUCCAUUAGGCGAAGAAACAAUUAUACGAGAUCGAAUGCCAUGGCUUAAUGUAAUUGUAUUAACUUUGUACAAUUUGAGAGAAAAAUCCAGCGGAAUAAGUAAAAAAGGAUACUUCCAUUGGAAGUCGGAUAUCAGUACUUUUGUAGACCGUAAUUGGGAUAAUUUAUUUAAGAAGAAUGUCAAAAGGAAAAAGAAUUGGAUUGGUACAAUUUCUGGAACGCUGUCACAUUAUAGCGGAAUCGUUUUUAAAUCGGGUACAGUUGAAUUGGGAGAAUCCGGUUGGUGGAGACUAAUAGAUAGCGAUCCACCAGAAGUUCUUAUCUCUAAAAAUGGAAAGAUGUUAAUGGAACGUAAAAAACAAAAUGGUAAUCAACAAAAGUUAUCGGCUAAAUCGUACGUCAGUCCAACACCGUCCGAAUCAGGUAUUUCAUUAGGAGAAGACAGCAAUUAUGGAACGGAAACAAUCAAAACUCAAGGACCAUCAAUGUAUUCGCAAGCUUAUGUGCAACCAACAGAAAGAUUAUCUGAUCUUUUAUUAGAGGAAGAUGAAUUAAGUAAUAUGGAACUGGAAGAUGAUCUAAUACUAGGAGAUCAGCAGGAAUCUCCUUCCUUAUCGGAACUAUUAACAGAUUAUCAAUAUCAAAAUUAUAAUUUUAAUUUUCCUCGACAAUUUUCAUUUGACAAUUUUCUAUCUGAAUGCUCUAACAAAAUAGAAACAACGGAAGAAUCAACACUUGAUGACGUUGAUCAUAAAAUUAAAAGAGAAGAAGAGCAAUUUGCAGAAGAAAGCAAUGAUAGUCUUAGUCUUGCUCAAGAACAACCACUUCCAGCUUCUUUAUUCGAAGUUACUAAACGAGAUAAGUGGCCUUGGCAAAAAUCCAUAGUUAAUAAUGAGAAGAUACCACUUAUGACACAUCAAGAAGAAGCGUAUCUUUUACAAAGAGUUAACAAACGUUAUCUAUAUUCUGCUUUUCCUUCUACAAGACGUUUGUACAGAAAACUAUAUGUAAGGAAAUUAAAAAGAGAAUAUGGUUUACCUUUAUUGAAUAUUGAUCAUUUUGGAUGCAAAGAAGAAGUAUCUAAAAGACAUUUUAAAAAAAACGAUAGAGUCCUGGACAGAUUUUGUGGAGAUAAUCUUGGAAAUGUUUUUGAACAAAGGUUGCAAGGUCAUAAUAAACUAACAUCUAUCGUUAGUCCAUAUACGAAUAGAGUUUUGAAGCCAUUUAUAAGAAGAGAUACUUCCUCUCGACCGCUAUGGUUAGCUGUCAUGGAAGAACUUUGCGCUAAAGUUAAUAAAAAUAAUUCAUCGUGGAAACCACUGCCAAAAGCGUCAAUUGAUUAUUCUUAUAUUAGACCGCAACACAUUCCAGCGAUCAACAGCCUCUGUAAUCAAUUCUUUUGGCCUGACAUUGAUUUGACUGAUUGUUUACAAUAUCCUGACUUCAGCUGCGUCGUUCUAUACAAAAAAUUAGUAAUAGGAUUUGCGAUACUUGUACCUGAUGUAAAUUAUAACGAGGCUUAUAUAUCAUUUCUUUUAACACGACCUGAAUGGCGUAAAUCAGGCAUUGCUACAUUUAUGUUAUAUCAUCUCAUUCAAACUUGUAUGGGAAAAGAUUUAACGUUACAUGUAUCGGCUACCAAUCCUGCUUUGAUCUUAUAUCAAAAAUUUGGUUUUAAAAUUGAAGAAUUUAUUCAAGAUUUUUAUGACAAAUAUAUGCCACCAAAUUCACGAGAAUGUAGACAUGCGCUAUUUCUACGAUUAAGCAGAUAAUUUAUUUAUAUUAUUUUUGUUGAUUUUAUUUUUGAUAGGUAAUAUUUAACAAAAGAGACCCAAUGUGAA
Polistes dominula (European paper wasp) is the source of this 2276-nucleotide messenger RNA. It is a transcript of the gene Atac2, whose product is annotated as Ada2a-containing complex component 2. Lineage: Eukaryota; Metazoa; Arthropoda; Insecta; Hymenoptera; Vespidae. The record is from RefSeq and is a predicted model, not a curated record. Gene Ontology annotation, molecular function: histone acetyltransferase activity.